AUGCUGCGGCAGGUUCUGCACAGGGGCUUGAGGACGUGUUUCUCCCGGCUCGGCCACUUCAUUGCCAGUCACCCGGUCUUCUUCGCCUCGGCGCCGGUGCUCAUCUCCAUCCUGCUCGGCGCCAGCUUCAGCCGAUACCAGGUCGAGGAGAGCGUGGAGCACCUGCUGGCGCCCCAGCACAGCCUGGCCAAGAUCGAGCGCAACCUCGUCAACAGCCUCUUCCCGGUCAACCGCUCCAAGCACCGGCUCUACUCGGACCUGCAGACUCCCGGGCGCUACGGCCGGGUCAUCGUCACCUCCUUCCAGAAAGCCAACAUGCUGGACCAGCAUCACACCGACCUGAUCUUAAAGUUGCAUGCUGCUGUGACCAAGAUCCAGGUUCCAAGGCCUGGUUUUAAUUACACAUUCGCUCACAUAUGUAUCCUGAAUAAUGAUAAGACUUGCAUCGUGGAUGACAUAGUGCACGUCCUUGAAGAGCUAAAGAAUGCUCGGGCCACCAAUCGGACCAAUUUCGCUAUCACAUAUCCGAUCACUCACUUAAAGGACGGGAGGGCUGUGUACAAUGGGCACCAGCUUGGGGGUGUCACAGUGCACAGCAAGGACCGGGUGAAAUCCGCAGAGGCAAUCCAGCUCACCUACUACCUGCAAUCGAUCAACAGUCUCAAUGACAUGGUGGCCGAGAGGUGGGAGUCCAGCUUCUGUGACACUGUCAGACUGUUCCAGAAAUACAACAGCAAGGUCAAAAUGUACCCUUAUACUUCCUCGUCACUGAGGGAAGAUUUCCAGAAGACCAGCCGUGUGUCAGAACGCUACCUGGUCACCAGCCUGAUCCUGGUGGUCACCAUGGCCAUCCUCUGCUGCUCCAUGCAGGACUGCGUCCGCAGCAAACCCUGGCUAGGCCUGCUCGGGUUGGUGACCAUAAGCCUGGCCACUCUUACCGCAGCCGGGAUCAUCAAUCUUACUGGUGGGAAAUACAAUUCCACCUUCCUGGGAGUCCCGUUCGUCAUGCUAGGUCAUGGAUUAUAUGGGACUUUUGAAAUGUUAUCCUCCUGGAGGAAAACUAGAGAAGACCAACAUGUUAAAGAGAGAACUGCAGCAGUCUAUGCAGACUCCAUGCUCUCCUUUUCUCUCACCACUGCCAUGUACCUGGUCACCUUCGGCAUAGGGGCCAGCCCUUUCACGAACAUUGAGGCAGCCAGGAUUUUCUGCUGCAAUUCCUGUAUUGCAAUCUUCUUCAACUACCUCUAUGUACUCUCGUUUUAUGGUUCCAGCCUCGUGUUCACUGGCUACAUAGAAAACAAUUACCAGCAUAGUAUCUUCUGUAGAAAAGUCCCAAAGCCUGAGGUAUUGCAGGAGAAGCCGGCAUGGUACAGGUUUCUCCUCACAGCCAGAUUCAGUGAGGACACAACUGAAGGAGAGGAAGCGACCACUUAUGAGAGUCACCUAUUGGUAUGUUUCCUCAAACGCUAUUACUGUGACUGGAUAACCAACACCUAUGUCAAGCCUUUUGUAGUUCUCUUUUACCUUAUUUAUAUUUCCUUUGCCUUAAUGGGCUAUCUGCAGGUCAGUGAAGGGUCAGACCUUAGUAACAUCGUAGCAACUGCAACACAAACCAUUGAGUACACUACUGCCCAGCAAAAGUAUUUUAGCAACUACAGUCCUGUGAUUGGGUUUUACAUAUAUGAGUCCAUAGAAUACUGGAACACUAGUGUCCAAGAAGAUGUUCUAGAAUAUACCAAGGGGUUUGUGCGGAUAUCCUGGUUUGAGAGUUACUUAAAUUACCUUCGAAAACUCAAUGUAUCCACUGGCUUGCCUAAGAAAAAUUUCACAGACAUGUUGAGGAAUUCCUUCUUGAAAGCCCCCCAGUUUUCACAUUUUCAAGAGGACAUCAUCUUCUCUAAAAAGUACAAUGAUGAGGUUGAUGUAGUGGCCUCCAGAAUGUUUUUGGUAGCCAAGACCAUGGAAACAAACAGAGAAGAACUAUAUGAUCUCUUGGAGACGCUGAGGAGACUUUCUGUCACCUCCAAAGUGAAAUUCAUCGUCUUCAACCCAUCCUUUGUGUACAUGGAUCGAUAUGCCUCCUCUCUGGGAGCCCCCCUGCACAACUCCUGCAUCAGUGCUUUGUUCCUGCUCUUCUUCUCGGCAUUCCUGGUGGCAGAUUCUCUGAUUAACGUCUGGAUCACUCUAACAGUUGUGUCUGUGGAAUUCGGAGUGAUAGGUUUCAUGACACUGUGGAAAGUAGAGCUGGACUGCAUUUCUGUGCUAUGCUUAAUUUAUGGAAUUAACUACACAAUUGACAACUGUGCUCCACUGUUAUCCACAUUUGUUCUGGGCAAGGAUUUUACAAGAACUAAAUGGGUAAAAAAUGCCCUGGAAGUGCAUGGGGUAGCCAUUUUACAGAGUUACCUCUGUUAUAUUGUUGGUCUGAUUCCUCUCGCAGCUGUGCCUUCAAAUCUGACCUGUACACUGUUCAGGUGCUUGUUUUUAAUAGCAUUUGUCACCUUCUUUCACUGCUUUGCCAUUUUACCUGUGAUACUGACUUUCCUGCCACCCUCUAAGAAAAAAAGGAAAGAGAAGAAAAAUCCUGAAAACCGGGAGGAAAUAGAGUGUGUAGAAAUGGUGGAUAUGGAUAGUACCCGAGUGGUUGACCAAAUUACAACUGUGUGAUAGUGUCUGCUUGGUAUAUUUUCACCCUAGGUGUUAUCAAGAGCAAAGAGAUUAUGUUAAUGAAACAAUUGCAUUUGAAGUUGUUCCCAUUUUUAAGGAUAAGAAACAGGCAUUGAAAAAUUAAAGGACAAGGGGAGUGGAAAUGGGCAUGAUAUAUUUUCAAUCUUUAAAACAAAAGGGUUAUGAGAUUUAUAGACCUACAGAGAAAGAGAAACAGAGAGAGAGAGAGAGGGAGAGAGACUGAUUUACAGUCUCUUAAACUAACAUCAAAAAGAAGAAAGCUUAUUUACAAGCAAGAUCCUAUUUUAUCCACAAUGUAGAUGUUGCUGGUAUUGUGACAAAACAUACUGACUAAAAGGUCAGCUGCCAAGGCAGAAACAGCUUUUAAGUGUUGUUGAAACAGUAAGAUUUGCAGAUUCUCUGCAGAGCAGUAGCUCCAGUCAGGAUCUGUGUUUUGAGAUCUUAGCCAUCUCAUCUAGCUCCCCAACAUCUUGGGAGAUGCUUGUGAAAGUUCUGACCAACAUAAGCAGGUCAGAAGCAGACAUGGUAUAAAGUGGCCAUCACCCAUGGACUGAGAUUGAGUUAUCCCUAAAUUCACCUGGGUGAGGCAGUUUUGUUGUUUAGAAUGAAUUUGUCAUAUUUCCCCACUGAUAUACUUUUUAACACUGGUGUCGUUUGGUUAAUACACCUGGAAACCAAUGACAGCUCUAGCUUUGCAGAAUCAAGGCAACUCUAUUUUGGAAUAUCUUGUCACUUGUCACCGAACAGGUACAUUUCAGUAGUUCCAACUUUUGGCAGCAGACUCUGAGGACCCAAAACCACAGAGCCAAACCCAAACGCCUGGCAUGAUGGAGGAAAAGCAGGUGUCUACUUGAACCCAAAGACAGCACCUCUGUUGAAAAAACAAAUAGCCAGCUGAUACAGCUGUUGGUGGUUUGGCACUACAUGCAUUUUGCAUGGAUGCCCAGAAACAACAUCUGCCUGCACAUGGCUGAGGAAGGGAAAAUGAACACUGAAACAAUUAUUUGCCAUAGCUUUCAACUUGUGAUGCCAGCCUGCCUUUGCUGUGACAAAUAGAGGGAGGAAAAAAAGAUCUUUGGUAAGUCUAAGUCCUGACACUUGAAACUAUAAAAGUAUAUGGAGAUAAAGGCCUAAAAGGAAGACAGGUGGAAAUGACUGGGGAAAAGUAAUAACUAGUACAAAUACAUCAAUGGUGACAGUCAAACUUUCCUUCUAAACUGGUUGUUCCUCAACUUACUGGCCCUCCCCACUCCCCUGUUCCAGUACUGCUCUACUUCAUGACAAGGCCCUUCUGUACAUCAGCAAGCCUAGUUGGUUAUACUGUUGACUUGCAGUCUCUACAGAGGAAACAGUCCAUGGCUCAUUUUUAAACAGAAGUGGUUUGCCCUGAAGAGGCAAUGUACCUGCCCCAGACCCUUGGAUUCCUUAAAAUCUAUACAAACGAAGCUAAAACCUGGUUACAUUUGAGGCAAAUGUCUGCAGAAUUUUUCCCUUUUAGAGAUGUAGCUUCUUUAGACAUCUAUAGUGAUAAGCAUUUCCCAAAAGCAUCUUAGCUUUCUGGACCUUAGCAAAUGUACUGUGCAACUUCCCCAUCCUCAAAAGAGGAAACUGACACCUGGGACAAUAAAAUGACUCACCCAGGUCAUACCAUUAGAGGAUUCCUAUUGUUUUAGCAUGCCUUAGACAGGGCAGACCAAUUUUCAGUUUUCUCAUGAGACAGCUAUUGAGCCCCCUCAAAAUACAUUUCUAAGGAAGGAACACAAUUUUAGCCACAGGGCAGACUUUUUUUUAAUGUCUAGAAUUAAAAUGUUUGGAAUUUGGGUUUGCCAUUGUUUUUCCAAGCAGCAAAAAAGCCCAGAUGAUUCACACAUAACUAAACCAAGUACAAACUUUUGCUUUCUAUUUCAUGUACUGUUGUCCACACAGUUUUAAAUGCAUAUACAGGGGAUCGUAGGUAGUGCAUUACACACUUGUUCAGUCUCCCCUGAAGACACACUAAGUGAUCAUACCCAACAUGUUAUGCACUCAACAAGAAGAUAAUGAGCUUUAAUCUGAGGACAAGCACAGUCCUCACAAAGGGCAAGUUUGCAUAAUAGAUCUUCAAUCAAUUCUCUCUCCUAGGGGCCUGCAACUAGGCUAUUAUUUAUAAAACACAACUGAAGAGGGGAUUGGUUUUAUUCUUAAAUCAUAUGUUGCUAAAUCGUUUCCUGAACAGUGUGUUCUAAAUCACCCAUUGAUUUAGUGUCAGCCACGUGGAGCACCUCAGUUUAAAGUGACUCCAAAAACUGACACAACAUGCACACCAAUUAAACGGAUUUUGUUGAGAAUUUAAUCAUUCAAUUUGGUCAACCAGAAUAACUUACUGUGGAACUUUGUUUUAUGACAGAUAGUUUUCCAGUUUGAUUGAGUCUCUGUAUACCCUGGGAUAUUGCAUUUUAAAAUGAAGGGCAUUUUCAAAAUUGUCAACUUCUCUUUUCAGCACUUGAAAUCAAGGCUUAUGGAAUUCUGACUGUGAAACGAAUUUUUCUACUGGGGGACUAUGCAUGCAAAGACUUAUUAUUUAUUGUUAGAUAAUUAUUAUUUAUUUGUUAAUAUUUACUAUCAAUUAUUGCUCUGAUUGCAGUGGUUUAGCCCCACCAUGGAGAACACACUUUAGAAAUAACUCAGAAUCACACACCCAUAAAAAGUUACAUCUUUACUUCCUGAAGGUUUAUUUUUUGAAUUGCUACAAAGAAGGAAGGAAUGAUCCCUACAAACACUGGAAGGAGAUUUUUUCUUUCAACUAAUUCCACCCGAGACAUUAAUGUCCACUUUACCAAAGAAACAUAUUUGAUUAGCGUUGAAUUGGUGUUUGGUGUUUGUUUACCAAAGAAAAUAUUCCAUUUAUCAAAAAUAUUUCUCUCCUGUUCAAUGCAAAAACUGUGAUACUUGGGCUUUAUUGCCCAUUCAUAAGGAGUAUAAACAAAGUCAGAUAACAGUGAUAAUAUUCUCUUAGGUUCAGCAGAAGAUGUAAAUUCACAAGGAACUUAGGGGUCUGCAAGAAAGAAAAUGAUACUUGAAGCAGGGCAUUAUGCUUUAGUCCGACAGCAAUGUUCCAACAAGGCUAAUCAGGGCUCCUCAGGCUAAAAGAACUGCAGUUUGUUCGAGAGAAAAAAUAAGACAAACCCUCAUGAAAAUUCCUCCCCAAUGUUCCAGCUUAUAAGUUGUGAUUUGAGUUUCAGGGGUUGGGUUUGUGUUGUUUGCUGUUGUUUUGGGGGGUUUUGGUGUGUGUUUUGCUUUGGUUUUGUAUUACUUGUUUGUCUGUUUGCUUGUUUUGCUUCUGCCUUUCCCAAUACUUCUAACCCCUCAAUUUCAGUCAGAAGCAAGAUCGUCAGAUGCCAUCCUCCAUGGCCACAGUUAUUUAUGCAAUAUACCACCUGAAACAAGGCCCUUGAUAACCUUUUUAUUUUAACUAACCACCACCUCAUUGUAAGUGGCAUUCUGAGACCAUGACACCACUCUUCUCCAGCCCCAGUGACACAGCUUGGCUGUUUCCAUCACAAGAACAGGUGGGAUAGGAUGCUACCUUGGGAGUGUGGUAUGAGGCAGAGCCUCUUGGACACAAAUGGUAUCCUCCUCACAAUGGCUUUACUCCUUUGGGUCCUAUUCAGGUAUCCCUGUAGCUUGUGGUUGUGCUGAACCUCUGAAUCUGUUUUACCAUCUAUAGUAUGGGAUAAUAACAGGAAAUAUCUUAAAUUCAGCAACUAAUGAGUGCUGAAUAUUGCUCAGAUAUUGGUCUAGAGAAAGGGGACUCAGCAGUGAACAAAUCCAGUUUUUUAAAAAUCUGCCUGCAUACAGCACACAUUUGAUGCUGCAGGUUUGCUGUAAGAUGACAUUCAGAAGGCACUCAUGGAAAGGCAUGAUGAAGAGAAGGAACUGAAAGCAUUAUUUGUCAGUUUCAUGCCGUAGCACUAGGACUCAGGACAUGAAACUACAGAGAAGUAGAUUUAGGCUGAAGAAUUGGGCUAUAUAAAGAUAUGAUGAGUUGCUGCAGAAGGUAAUUAAUUCCCCAUCAUUUUAGGUCACUAAAAAUUAGGCUGUAUCACCACUCAGUGGGGCUAGUUUAAGAGGGUUUAUGCCCUGGAGGUUGGAGUUGGGACUGUGAUCCUUGAAAAAAUGGGAUUUAGGUAAAUAGGAGUUGAAGAUGGGGAGGGGAUGGCACUUAUUAUUUAAUAACCAUGCCUGGUUUGUCUAAAGACAUUUGAACAUUCCCUUUGCAUAAUUUGCUUUUAUAAGUUUGGGUUAAAUAAAAAAGCACCAAAUAUUGAAGACAUAAAGUUCCUAUGUUUUUUAAAGUAUGGUAAAUCUGCAAUGCAAAGGAAAAUAUUAAAUUAGUGCUGUACUGGAUGAGUUGGCAAAGAACUGAGAAUGGCUACAGCUAGCACAUUGCAGAGUUCCUCCCUGUGGUGGUUACAACUGUUUAUUUCUGUUUCAUGCCAAUCCAGGGGAAAGCAAAGAGGAGAGUGAAUGGGCUAGAAUCUGUUCACCUGAAGAGGCAGUGUCAGGAUUUCCUCCCUAGCCUGCUUCAUCUGCCCUCCUUCUGCCCAUGUGACCUGUUUGAAAUCCUCUUUGAUAUCUAUGAGGGUGCCAUGCAAGGAAGAAGUUGGCCAGAGAGCUAUGCCCUCUGUGUAGACUUUUUAGUCAGAUUAAAAUUAGUACCACAAGGAUUCGAAGGAGCUCACCUGGUGGUGAAGGAAGGCUUCAAAGUACAAAGAAAACAAUGAGUAUUGAGGAGGCAACCCACAGAGGAGCCUUGGUGGAAGGAGUGAUGUUCCUGUGGAAUGUGCCAGCUUCUCCCUCCAGAAUGUUGACAGCAGAUGAGUAUUGGGACAGAAGCUUACCCUCUCAUUUUUCACAUGAGAAAACUGAAACCUGGAGAAGUGAAAUUAUGUUCACAGAGCUAGUCAGCAGCAGAUAGAGGACUAUAAUUGAAGUCUAGUUUCUAGUCUCAGUUCCUUCUCCAUUCUGCCACUUUACUGCCAAAUUCUGUGUAUCUAAAUUAUGGGGUUUUAACCUGGAGGUCAUGAAUGAGUUGGUGGGAGGAGGGACUCUGAGCUCCCUAAAAUUAAAUUACAUGCAAAAAUGUGUGUAUGUGUUCGAUAUGUGCAUUUUCCUAAAGAGACGGUUCAUAGUUGUCAUCAGAUUCCAAAAGAGGUCUGUGACCCAAAAGGGGUAAAGAACCACUGUCCUAAAUUA
This is a messenger RNA of Lepus europaeus (European hare), 7923 nucleotides long. It is a transcript of the gene PTCHD1, whose product is annotated as patched domain containing 1. The record is from RefSeq and is a predicted model, not a curated record. Gene Ontology annotation, cellular component: plasma membrane; synapse. The transcript has 3 exons. Gene Ontology annotation, biological process: cognition; chemical synaptic transmission. Bases 1 to 2667 code for a protein of 888 amino acids. NCBI's taxonomy places the organism in Eukaryota, Metazoa, Chordata, Mammalia, Lagomorpha, Leporidae.